Molecule: messenger RNA, 8979 nt
Organism: Electrophorus electricus (electric eel)
Lineage: Eukaryota; Metazoa; Chordata; Actinopteri; Gymnotiformes; Gymnotidae
Gene: jmjd1cb
Product: jumonji domain containing 1Cb
Biological process (GO): regulation of transcription by RNA polymerase II
Cellular component (GO): chromatin; histone deacetylase complex
Molecular function (GO): transcription coregulator activity; chromatin DNA binding; histone H3K9 demethylase activity
Source: RefSeq, a predicted model, not a curated record
UCUCCCUGCUGUGGUGUGACAUGUCGUGAGCCACGGACAGCGGAGGGAUACCGAUCUCUGCCCUGGCAGUGAUGUGUUCCAGUGUUCAGUUUCACGGAGCGAGAGCGCGACUAUCUGCGGGUGGAGGCUGAAAGAAAUUUAAAUCCCCCGGGUUGCGGUCGACACGCAAAAGGCAAAAUCACCGUCUUUUUUUUCCAUUUUUUUUUUCUCUUUUGUUCGAUUCGCAGUGUUCAUGUAGUAAAUGCCCGAUCGGUAGGGCGUGGGGGGUUUCUGAAGUUUUCGAGGGUUUCUUCACUCUCCGUGGAAGGCCAUGGCGGUGGAAGCGCGGCCGGAGCUGGUUGGGAAGCGGUUCCUGUGCGUGAGCGGGGACGGGCUGCUCGAGCGCGGGGAGCGCGGGGAGCUCGCGGAGCCCGCGCGCUGGCCGUGGCGAGCCGGGGUCAUCCGCGCCGUUAGUCACCGAGACAACGACAACCCGGAGCUGACGGUGUACGUGGAGUUCGAUGACCUGGAGUGGGAGAAGCGUGAGUGGGUAAAGGUCUACGAGGACUUCCAGGUGUUCCUGCUGGAGCAGCAGCUCGUGUGGGCCCGGCGGAAGGAGUGCUUGCAGCCGCAGGGCGUCCGCACCAAGCCCACCCAGUGGCCCGCCCUGACGUUCAGGCCUCUGGUGGGCAAGACCGUGCUGGGCUCCGUCAUCGCCGUUGAGUUCUUCUCCGACAGACAGCUGGACUUCCUGACCGACGACGACGCCUGCCAGCCCUAUCAGGAUGAAGUGGACAGCUUGAGUCCUGUUCUCAGGGACAACCCACACCUUCAUGAAGAAGUCAAAGGCUGGGUGAAGGACCAGAAAGUGCAAGAGAUUUUUAUGCAAGGUCCCUAUUCGUUAAAUGGGUACCGUGUUCGGGUUUACAGGCAGGACUCGGCCACGCAGUGGUUCACAGGCAUCAUCACCCACCACGACCUGUUCAGUCGCACUAUGGUCGUAAUGAAUGACCAGGUACUAGAGCCGCAGAACGUCGACCCGUCUAUGGUACAAAUGACCUUUCUGGACGAUGUGGUCCAUUCUUUGCUGAAAGGAGAGAAUAUUGGCAUCACGUCCAGGAGAAGAUCUCGCUCUAGCCAGAACAGCAACACUGCCCACCAGACCACAGGAGGGAGACCAAGUGGAAACACAGGAGUCACUCAGGGUCAUUACACACGCGCCCAGGCCAACAGCCCCAGACCAGUGAUGAACUCGUCUGGCUCCACCCCCAAGCAGGCCUCUGCCCAGGCUCAGCAGCAGCAAUCCCAGCAUGCUCAGCAGCAGCAAUCCCAGCAUGCUCAGCACCAGCAGCAGCUGCAGUCGUCUCCGGGGCUACAGCGCGGGUCCCGGCCAUCACGCAGGAAGGGCUCGGACAGCAGCGUACCGGACGAGGAGAAGCUGGAUGCUGGAGAAAUUUCCAGAAGCAAAACCAAACAGCUGGUGAGCAAGAGGAGGAAACCCGAGGAAGAAGAGAAGAAGAGCGGAAUGAAGCGUCUGAAGACGGAGGCGUCCGACCUCUCGGAGAGCAGCGACUCGGAAAACUCCAACAAGCACCAGCUGGACUCCUUGUCGGAGCCCAGCUCGGAGAAUGAGCUGAAAGGUAGAGGCACGUUAAAAGACGAGGAGGAGGAGGACGACGACGACGAAGAGAAGCUGCAGGGCUGCAAGGCCCUGGGGGAGCUGGCCACCAUCAGCAGGCUGUCUCCCUGGGAGGAGUCUCCCGUCAUGCUCGGCAGCUGCCAGGAGGGGGCGCCCGUGAGCGAGAACGAGCAUCUGAAUGACUUGUCGGGCGAGAGGAGGUCACCAGGUGAGAGGAGGUCACCUCAGGUGUCCCCGUUGCUCCCCGCUGGGCCCUGCACACAACCCCAGACCUCAGGUCCCGCAGAGGUCCAGGGCUGCAUAGUUGAAAUGAAAAGCACUGUGAAACCCCUGCCCAAGGACCCCUACAGCACCGGGGCACCCCGGACACACACACCCAAGUGUGUGAUCGACAUCACGGAGGACGGCAGCUCCCAGCCCGCCUCCCGGGAGAGCUCGGGGGCCGCAGCCGCCCUGCUGGGCCCCGCAGCAUGCGAGGCCUACGUCGCCGAAGGCAGACGCUCGGUGCUAAACACGGCGGCCGGCGAGGGCAGGAGGGUGGAGGUGGAGCUACAGCAGCUGGGCCGUGGCCUGGAGUUCGCCCACUCGGAGGUGAUCCGGCCGGUGGCGUCAGUGAGUGAGUCUGCGGCCGUGGCGGAGCGGGAGAAGGUGCAGCAGCAGUAUGCCGGCAUCAUGCCAUGCAUCAAGAACGCCUCACUCGCCGAAGAUGUGCGCCGGCCGCUCAAGCUCAGCUCGUCACCCGACGUGGCCAAGUCCAAGUCCAACCCCUCCCCCGAUGUGCUGAGGCCCAAGCGCAACCCAUCCCCCGAUGCCAUGAGGUCCAAGACGCACAGCAUGCUGGAGGCCCUGAAGCCCCGGCCCAACACGUCACCCGAGGUGUUCAAGCACAAAGGUCGCCACGGCGACAGCCUCCCUCCUGUGGCAGCAGGGCGCACGGCGACCAGACCGGAGGCUGAUGGCGUGCCCCGCUCCAGCUUCAAGCCCGUGCUGGCCCGCGGGCCACCCGAGGCCACCAAGAACCCGCUCCUCGUCGACAAGGGCGAGCACUUCACCGUGUACCGUGACCCGGCGCUGGUGCGGCCCGAGGCUGAGAGCAACCAUGUGACAUACCUGCCGCCUCACCUCCACCCGCUCCACGGAUCCUCCCACGCCACCUGCCUGACGCCCAGCUCUCACCACCCCUCCCACCUGUUGCCCACCUCCUCCCUCAGCGCGCACACCCACCCCUCCGUGCACCACCCCCUGCUCUCCACCGUUUUGCCCACCAUGCCCCCCACCUCCCUGCUCGGGGGCCAUCCUCGCCUGGACUCUGGCGGCCUGGGGCACCUGACGCUGGCCCACCACCACCCCCACCAGCAGCAGUUCCUCCAGCCGCCGCCGGCCCCUGCACUGCUGGCCCAGGCGCACGGCGGAGGCCCCUACAACCAGCUGGGUCUCUACCCCAUCAUCUGGCAGUACCCCAACGGCACCCACUCCUACCCGCCAGGCCUUGGCCUGCCCGCCUCGAAGUGGGUACACCCAGACAACGCCGUCAACUCCGAUGCCGGCCUGCGGAGGAACACCCCCAGCCCCUGGCUCCGUCAGCCCACCCCUGUCAGUUCGGGAGAGAGCCUGGGAAUCCUGAGCCAUGUCCCGGGAAGGCCAGCCAGCACGGAGCCACACCGGCCCCUCAAACUCACCUCACACUCCAGCCCACCACUCCCCAAAACCUCCACAGAGCUCCACAAAGAGGAGCUGGAGGGGAAGGUCUUUGUGGACCCCGUGCGCGGCCUGGUGUCCGGCCACCUGAAGCAGGAGCCAGACCGCAGCCGGACGCCCACCAGCAAAGAGGUGCAGCGUGUCUACAUGGAGACGCCCCAUGGCACCGCUGGGCCUGACCUCGCCAGCAAGUACAAGGAGGAGAACCGGCGUAUCCUUCAGGAGAGCAUCGAGGUGGCCCGUUUCACAGCCCAGAUCCGGCAGGGCGAGCCGGAGCGUGAGCGCGAGCCCUACACCCGCGGGCCCGCCCUCCCGGGCCUCCCUGUCGGAGGAGCGCCCAAGAAAGAUCCCGAGCUCUCUCCCGCCGAGCUGUACAAGUUCAAACCCCCGCCAAGCCAGCCGCUGCCCCAGAGCAAUUACUUCACCACCCUGUCCAACAGCGUGGUGAACGAGCCCCCCCGCCUCUACCCCUCCAAAGAGCUCAACUCUGUGUUCGACAAGGCGCCCGCCGCCAGCCCCCUGCCGUCGGGUGCCUACGGAGGGUCCGGAGUUGGCGCCAAGUCCUUGUCUAAACCUCCCCCUCUCAUCAAGCACCAGCCGGACGGCGAGGGUCUGGCUGGGAAGAUCAGCGAGCAGCUCAGCCAGCAGGUGGCGCUGCACUCCCUCAGUACCUCAGCGGGAGCGGUGGCGGUGGCCGGUGAGCGCCGCAGCCCCGCCGUCUCGCCCUCCAGCCAACUCAGGAGCAUGCCCGCCCUGCACCGGGCGCCCGUCUUUCACCCGCCCACGCAGAACACUGUGGACCGCAAGGAAGCGGGCUACGGGCGUUUGUCCCCGCCCACACUCACGCCUAUCCAGCCCGUCAGUGCGGCGGGGAAGGUGUCAGAGCAGCAAAAACCGCCCACGUUGAUGCCAGAGCUCAGGGAGGUGAAGAGCGGGUCCGAGCUGGGUCCCAGCGAGCCGUGGAGACCCGGCGCCGACCCGCACGCCCGCUGGCCCUCGGACAAGAGUCGAGGGAAGCCGCAGGCGGCGGUGGCAUCUGUUAUUGUACGCCCGCCCACCUGCAUCAAGUAUGACGGCUCACCGGGGCCCAAGCCUGCAGCAAGGGAUGUUUUGGGGAGCAGGCAGGCCACGGGCAAGAGCCAACCGGACUGCGUCAAGCUGCCAGAGGCCAAGGAGCCCGGCAGGGUCAUCCAGCCGAACACAAACCUGGAGGACACGUUCUCACAAUACAAGAACUUCAUCCACGUGGCACAGGGCGGCUUUCCCGGAUCCAUGGUAGCUGUCGUCAACUCUGUGUGCAGCAGCAGGGUUGACGUGACCACCUCUGCCUCGGCGGCGCCCGCCUUCGGCGUGCCGGGCCGGGCCGAGCUGCUCUACUCCGCCCAGGCCGCACCGAGCGCCGGCAGACUGGAAGGCCCCACCUCCAAAAGCACUCCCACUGGGCCUGAGCCGCAGGAGGGCAACUCCAGGACCGCCUCUCCUGCUGCCCUUCCUCCUCAGCCCGCCUCGGCCCCAUCCACGCUGGCCUACUCUGGGAAUUUCGUCUACCCGAAGAAGCACAAGGCGGCCCUGGCCGCCGCCCACUCCCGCGGCUCAGGUAGCGCUUCUGAGGGCGAGGGCAGUGGGCGGUCCUCUCAAGGCUCGCCCACCACCAUCGCCCAGGACCCAGCUGUGGGCGUGGCCCCUGGCAAGGCGUGCCCCCUGCCCAACGGCCAGCCGCCGGCACAGCUGAGCCAGCAAAACUACCACAAGCUGAAGAAGGCGUGGCUCACACGGCACUCCGAGGAGGACCGCAACACCAACAAGGCGGAGAGGGCACCCAGCACCGUCUCUGACAUCAUUAAGCCCUGCACCGUCACCCUGGUGGCGUCCACCUCGGGCGACGGGGACGUGGCCAAGGAUGGCAAGGGUCCCGAGGACAAGGCGGCGGAGGACAGGAAGCCACGGCGGGGCGCACCCAAGCGCGCGUACGAGUCCGCGUCUGACAGCGGGGACGACUCGGACGCCAGCGACAGCAAGCAGGAGCUGCGGACCAAACGCCAGCCCAAACCCACCUACAAGAAGAAACAGAACGACCUGCAGAAGCGGAGGAGCGACAACGACAAGGAGGACGAUGACGUGAAGCCCAACGGCAUCUUCAGGAGCGCCAAGGAGAAGACCAAGCUCAAGCUGGCCAGCAGCAACGGCAUCCCUCGCUCCGUGCUGAAGGACUGGAGGAAGGUGAAGAAGCUGAAGCAGACGGGCGAGUCCUUCCUCCAGGACGACUCAUGCUCCGAGAUCGGCCCCAACCUGCAGAAGUGUCGCGAGUGCCGCUCGGCGCGCUCCCGGAAGGGCGAGGAACCCACCCACUCCCCUGUCUUCUGCCGCUUCUACUACUUCCGCCGCCUUUCCUACAGUAAGAAUGGUGUGAUCCGUAUCGACGGCUUCUCCUCCCCCGACCAGCACGACGAGGAGGCACUGAGCCUCUGGGUGCCAGAGGCACAGGAGGAGAGCGACCUAGAUGUCGAGACGUCCAAGUACAUCCUGGGUCACAUCGGAGACAAGUUCUGUCAGCUGGUGAUGAGCGAGACCACCGCCGCCACGUGGAUCAAGAAAGACGCCAAGGUGGCGUGGAAGCGUGCGGUGCGUGGCGUGCGGGAGAGCUGCGACGCCUGUGAGGCCACGCUCUUCAACAUCCACUGGGUCUGCCAGAAGUGCGGCUUCGUGGUGUGCCUGGACUGCUACAGGGCCAAGGAGAGGAAGAGCUCCAAAGACAAAGAGCUGUACACCUGGCUGAAGUGUGUGAAGGGACAGCCACACGACCACAAACACCUGAUGCCCACUCAGAUCAUCCCAGGAACAGUGUUGACAGACCUGGUCAACUCCAUGCACGUGCUGCGGGAGAAGUACGGCAUCCGCGCGCACUGCACCUGCGGCGCCAAGCAGAACGCCCUGCACGGCAAGCUGCCGUCCACCAACGGUGUCUCGCAGGUCCUGCAGAACGUGCUGAACCACAGUAACAAGCUGUCCCUCUGCAAGGCCGAAGGCGGCCAGCACAUGGCCGGACACAAGGUGGAGGCCAACGGCGCCACCAGCCCCACCAGUGACUCCAGCACUGACAGCAAGCCCCCGCCUGCCGAGUCCCAGUCGCCACUGCACUUCCUGGCUGACCUGGCUGAGCAGAAGUCCCGUGAGGAGAAGAAAGAGAACAAGGAGUCGUGUGCGGUGAAGGUCCGGGAGGAGAAGGAGGCGUGUGAGGCACUGGAGGCGCUGAACUGCAAGGCCUCGUCGCUGGUGGUGGGCGGCGGUGAGCAGGGCUCCACACUGAGGGACCUACUUACCACCACGGCGGGAAAACUGCGGCUGGGCUCCACGGAUGCUGGCAUCGCCUUCGCCCCGGUCUACUCCACUGCCUCGCAGACGGGGAAGAGCGGCCGCUCUGUGCCCAACAUUCUUGAUGACAUCAUCGCUUCCGUGGUGGAGAAUAAGAUCCCAGCAAGUCGCGGACCCAAGCUGCCCGUGAAGGCGGAGCCACAAGAGGAUGUGCGGCCCGAAAGGAGGAAGACGCCCGCCUCUGGCGAGGAGGCCCCGCCCACGACGCACGCUGACAUCCCCCACUGCUGGCUAUACGGCUGCAGGCUGCUGUGGCUCAAAGACCACCGCAAUGCCAACAACUGGAAGCUCUUCCGGGAGUGCUGGAAACAGGGGCAGCCCGUGCUGGUCUCAGGAGUUCACAGGAAGCUCAGCACCAGCCUGUGGAAGGCCGAGGCUUUCAACCAGGAGUUCGCCGACCACCAGGGGGACCUGAUGAACUGCCGCGACGGAGUCGUGUCCAACUCGGGCAUCAAAGAAUUCUGGGAUGGCUUCGAGGACCUGACGAAGCGGCCCAGAUCUAAGGACGGCGAGGCUGUCGUCUACAGGCUGAAGGACUGGCCCUCAGGAGAGGAGUUCAUGGCUCUUAUGCCGUCUAGGUAUGACGACCUGAUGAAGAACCUCCCUCUCCCUGAGUAUUCAGACCCUGAGGGGAAUCUCAACUUAGCCUCCCAUCUCCCCUCCUUCUUCGUGCGGCCAGACCUCGGACCACGCCUCUGCUGUGCUUACGGUGUGGCAGCGUCUCAGGAGCAGGACUUCGGCACCGCCAACCUGCACAUGGAGGUGUCCGACAUCGUCAGCGUACUUGUUUAUGUUGGAGUGGCCAAAGGCAACGGUGUCCUGUCCAAAACAGGUGUGCUGAAGAGGCUGGAGGAGGAGGAUCUGGAUGACAACGUGAAGAAGAGGUUAAAGGACUCGAGUGAGACUCCUGGAGCCUUGUGGCAUGUUUAUGUGAGCAAAGACGUGGAGAAAGUGAAAGAGUUUCUGCACAAGAUCGCCAAGGAGCAGGGCGUGGACAUUCUUCCGGAACACGACCCUGUGCGCGAGGCUGGCUGCUACCUCACCCGUAAGCUACGUCAGCGUCUGAUGGAGGAAUACGGCGUGCAGGGCUGGACCGUCGUGCAGUUCCUGGGAGACUCUGUCCUCAUCCCCGCCGGAGCCCUGCACCAGGUGCAGAACCUGCACAGCUGUGUGCAGGUGAUCAACGACUUUGUCUCACCGGAGCAUGUGGUGCACUCCUUUCACCUGACACAGGAGCUGCGCUCCUCCAAAGAAGAAAUCAACUAUGAAGAUAAGCUACAGGUCAAGAACAUCUUUUACCACUGUGUAAAGGAUGCUGUGGGAACAUUAAAACAGAGUGGUGCUGAGGGGCUGGAGGAGGAGCUCGUGACCUUGUGACCCCUCCCUCCGGCCUGCGUCGGCACGCCUACAGUCGUCACUUAACCCCAAAUAUGCACACUAACCUUCACAUCAUGAACCUCCAGUGCCAAGCAGACUUUAAGAGAAGAAAAAUAAAAAGACAGGAAAAUGCUAUUUAUUUGUUACUGACACCAUAGCAGUAUAGCCCGAACGCUUCAGGUUAACUGUGAUUUUACGGAGAAUAAUAAAAAUAACUGAAGAUAAUGUGCGAGCAGCAGCACUGCUGUUCAGAGUUUAGUGGUUGUCUUUUCUUUUCUUUGUUUUGUUUUUUACUUUCUUUCAUACUGUAUAUUGUUUCCGUAAGAAUGACGUAUUUAUUUUUUAGGAGUUCUACGCUUUGUUCUAGAUCAAAUGUAAAUGGGACUUGUACAGUUUGCUAUUUGGGAUCCUGACAGCUCACUACAUUGAGACGGCUACUGUGAGAACGGAUCCGGACACCAGCUGUUGCCUGUACUUUGGGAAUCGUUGCUGAAUUUGCAGUCCUCAUGCCAUAUCUUUUGAAAAAAUUUUAACUGCCAAACUAUUGUAAACAUUGUAAAGUUAUAUUAUGUAAAGAAAGCCUAAAUGAAUAACACACUUCAGCAUUUUAUUAAGAAGUAUUCACUGUAAAAUGGAGACAUUUACAAAAAGUUGUAAUUUAUUUAAGAAAAUUGUCUCAUUUCUUUUUCUCUUUUGUUAAGAUUUACUAUGGUGAAGUUUUGAAGUUGAUAAUGCUAAAAAAAAGAAAAACUUACUAUGCUGUGUAAAUAUAUACAUAUAUACAUUCACUGAUGUAUUUUUUUAAAACAUGGCUUGCUUCGAUUUCAGAUUUUAAGAGUGCAAGUGUUACAUGCUUUGUACAUUGAAGUUCAAAAGGGUUUUACAUUUUCCAUUAAAAUGGAUUUAUCAAAGAA